Messenger RNA from Eucalyptus grandis, 1141 nucleotides. Its product is annotated as probable carboxylesterase 12. The record is from RefSeq and is a predicted model, not a curated record. NCBI's taxonomy places the organism in Eukaryota, Viridiplantae, Streptophyta, Magnoliopsida, Myrtales, Myrtaceae. The transcript has 2 exons. Gene Ontology annotation, molecular function: hydrolase activity. Bases 80 to 1027 code for a protein of 315 amino acids.
ACUCAAUAUAAACUUCUGAUCGACUCUCUUUCUUCUCAUCCUCUAUAGUGAACUUGCUUCUAUAUUACUUCAAAACUCAAUGGACACAGAACUGCUCUAUGAUAUGUCUCCCUACGCAAGGAUCUACAAGGAUGGCCGAGUGGAGAGACUUCUGGGCACGGAAACUGUCCCUCCGUCACUUGACGAGAAAACCGGCGUCCAAUCGAAAGAUGUUGCCAUUUCACCGGACUCUGCCGUCUCCGUGAGACUUUACAUCCCAAAAGCUGCGACCGAUUCUCUACAAAAGCUCCCUGUGCUUGUAUACUUUCACGGAGGAGGCUUCAUAAUUGAAUCGGCACAGUCGCCGACUUACCACAACUAUCUCAAUGCCCUAGUCGCGGAGGCCAACAUCAUCGCCAUCUCCGUCGAUUAUAGAAGGGCACCGGAGCAUCCGCUUCCAGCAGCUUAUGAUGAUUCGUGGACUACCCUCAAAUGGGUGGCCUCUCAUUCUACCAGAAAUGGCCCGGAGGACUGGCUGAAUUCUCAUGCCAAUCUCAAGAAGGUGUUUAUGGCUGGAGAUAGCGCGGGGGCCAACAUAAUUAACAACAUGGGCAUCCGAUUGGGAGAGGAAAAGCUAAAUGGAAUCGAAUUUCGAGGCGGUAUUAUGGUGCAUCCUUAUUUCUGGGGCGACGAACCAUUGCCUUUGGAGACCACCGAGCCCAAGAAGAGGUCCCUGAUCAGGGACUUAUGGCGCGCGGCGAGCCCGACGACCCCGGGGUGUGAUGACCCGCUAAUGAACCCGGCAACCGACCCGAGGCUCUCGAGUUUCAAUGUCAAUAGGGUCCUGAUUUGUGUUGCUGAAAAGGAUAUAUUUAGACAGAGGGGUUGGUAUUACAAGGAAGUGUUGAGUGAGAGUGGAUGGAGUGGAGUUGUGGAAGUGAUGGAAGCACCGGGGGAGGAUCAUAUUUUUCAUUUGUCCAAUCCUAGCUGUGAUAAUGCUGCGAAGAUGAUGAAGAAAUUGGUUACCUUCGUGAAUGAGGAUAAAUAGGGUCUGAGAUAUUAUUGUUAAUUAGUAGCUUAUUUGUGCGUAGCUUCAUCUGUAUCCGGGGCUAAUUCUUGUUCCGAGCGGGAUAUUUUUCUUAUAUGCUCCGUAAAUUUUGAA